Molecule: messenger RNA, 663 nt
Organism: Pezoporus flaviventris
Lineage: Eukaryota; Metazoa; Chordata; Aves; Psittaciformes; Psittacidae
Product: probable D-lactate dehydrogenase, mitochondrial
Exons: 5
Coding region: 1-654 (217 amino acids)
Biological process (GO): lactate catabolic process
Cellular component (GO): mitochondrion
Molecular function (GO): D-lactate dehydrogenase (cytochrome) activity; D-lactate dehydrogenase (NAD+) activity; FAD binding
Source: RefSeq, a predicted model, not a curated record
AUGGUGUGGCCACAUGCGGGCCGCAUCUGCUUUGACCUGAGCUGCAUGAAUGCCAGGGAGCUGAGCUUUGAGGACUUCCCCGUGGCAGUGGAGCCUGGUGUCACCUGCAAGGCCCUCAACAGCCACUUACAGGGCACUGGGCUCUGGUUCCCUGUUGACCCUGGUGCGAAUGCCUCGCUAUGUGGCAUGACAGCCACGGGCACCUCAGGCAUCAACAUGGUGUGUUUUGGCACCAUGCACCACAACGUGCUGAACCUGCAUGUGGUACUGUCAGACAGGUGUCUCCUCCACACUGCGGGUGCCAGGAAGCAGAUGGCUGGCUACAACCUGACCUCGCUGUUCAUGGGCUCCAAGGGCACCCUGGGCUUCCUCACAGAGGCCAUGCUGCACCUGCACCCGCUGCCUGAGGCUAGCACCGCCACUGUCUUCCCCAGCAUGCAGGCAGUCAUGGAUUGUACCAUGCAGGUCCUGCAGACUAUCACGCUUGAGGCACACAUUGAGUUCCUGGAUGAGGUGAUGGUGAGUGCCUGCGGCUGCUUCAACAGCAUAAAGCUGCCAGUGGUCCCCAUGCUGUUCCUGGAGCUCCACUGCUCCUGGCACAGCUUGGCCAAGCAGCAGAGGAAGAUGGGUAGGCACAGCACCAGCGUGGGAUGAGGCUGGUGU